Molecule: messenger RNA, 2389 nt
Organism: Mercenaria mercenaria
Lineage: Eukaryota; Metazoa; Mollusca; Bivalvia; Venerida; Veneridae
Exons: 3
Coding region: 353-1015 (220 amino acids)
Biological process (GO): cell adhesion; tissue regeneration
Cellular component (GO): membrane
Source: RefSeq, a predicted model, not a curated record
GAACCAAUUUCAAAGAUUAAGUGACCGACAUAAGUUUAUGUCAGCAGAUAAUUUCUUAAAAUAAAAUUGUUUUUAAAAUUGAUAUAUACGAUAAACUCUAACUAUGUCUAAUGUUUUGGAUACAUAUGUAACCGCGAAACAGACAAAACGAUUUGACAACAACGGCACCUGUCAGAGACUAAAACGUCUUUUCAAAACGUAAAGGUAGAAGAGGUUUAUAUACAAUCUAACCUUCACGGUUAAAGUUGGCCUUCAUUUUCAAAUCAUUGAAUGAUAUAAUAUCGGUACAGGUCUCUUGCGUCUGUAACCUAAAAUUCAGUUCCGAACCCUUUCACGACUAGCUGCCGCUAAGAUGGCACUCAAAAGUAAAAAGUCUGUAAGCAAGAUGCAGCUGACACCCGACGCCGGACAGUUUGAAAUGGAUGUACACGAUGGAAUUGAAGGACUGAAACUUGAUACCGGAAAGAACUUUGACGAUUUGAAAUCUAAAGAAGAAGGUCAGGACGCCACCGAUGUUGCACAGGACGAGGCAGAUAUAGGAUUCAAAGAUUUAGAAAGCACGGGUGCUCCUAAUAUUUACGUCGGAAAGCGUAACUUUAUCCACCAACUGAUGGACGUGGCACUUCUCAUGGCAAAUGUUUCCCAACUGAAAUCGCUCUUAUCCAUGGACAAAGGGGAUAAAUACUAUUUUAUUCUCCUCGCCUUCAUUUGUAGUUCCAUAGUACUCCAAGUAGCAUUCACAAUAUGUAUGCUAAUAAUUUGGUCCAUAGAAAAGAAACUACAAGAUCACCUAACAGAAUCUCCAAAAGAAAGUCACCCAGUGGACGAAAGUCGAAGAAUUCUGGCAGAAAGACUGGACAAAUUUGGAAAUAUCUUGGUACUACUGAUUAUAGUGUCUAAUGUUUUUAUAACCGGGUUUGGGGUUGAGGAACACGGGGAUCCAGGAAGCCAAAAAGAGCCAGGAAGAGUCGAAAGGGUUUUACUUCUGUUAAAUGGAACGAAGGUCAAGCUUUGAAAGAACUGUUGCAUUCGAAACAGAUUUCAAUAUGAAUGAAUUGAACAGAGAUUGUACAUAGAAUCAUGCAUUUAGUAUUUUCUAAUCUGAAUCAAGUUGAGGAUAAGCCCUGUGCUAUACAGCCAUCACUUAUUUAGAUUAUACAUGUUUCUGUUGAUUAAAACUGAUAUGCAUUAUCCAAAGAUUAAACUUGUGGAUUUUCAAAAGUAUAUAUGAAUUAUGCAAUUUUAAGAAUGUCGUUGCAUACUGCAUAUGUUUCGAGUAUUUACGACAAAUACUACGUAUGUUAAUAGAUACUACAUGCGAUUGUUUUAAACAAACACAAUUAAUUGAGUCUAGAAGAAAAAUGUAGCAGACAAGUGAAUAUACAAACAUUGCUGAGCAUAAAAUCGCACGGAUGGUAAAAGUGUAUUCAUUUUUUACCCCUAGAAUGAAUGUUAAAAAGUAUAUUUGAAAUAUUUGAUAAAUAAUCUAUGCUAGUCUUGAAAUCUUAAUAUCAGUCAAUUGUUUUGUUCGACAUAAUUAUUUACCAUUACCUUCAUUACACAUAUUCAAAAUGAAACUUCAUAUAAAUGUUGUUCAAACAUUGACUAUUAAUUGUUCGCUUAAGACAUAAUCAUUAGUUGAUUUUUUAAAAACUGACGUGGUUUACAUUGUUAAAUAUUGUACCUCAUACAAUACACAUUUCAGUGUGCCACAUACAAGACACAUUUCAGUGUGCCACAUACAAUACACAUUUCAGUGUGCCACAUACAAGACACAUUUCAGUGUGCCACAUACAAUACACAUUUCAGAGAUAGUACCUUGCUAAAAUUUGAUAUUGUGAAGAACAUUUAAAAAACUUGCGUUCAGUGCUCAAAUAUGUUAUCUAUGAUUAAGAAUGACACUAAAGUCUUAAUCUGAUCAUUUUAAAGCAUGUUCUUAAGCUUUUCUUAAACUUCAUAUUCAAUUUCCAUGUAGCCCUUGUUGCAGAUAGUCCUACUUAUCAAGUCAUUGAUAAAUAUUUAAUUCUCACUUAUAAUUGGAUUAUUGCAGGAAGAACUUACCUGACUUGGAAAAAGUUGUCAAAUAUUGUAUGACAUCAGAAAAUGUUUUAAGUAAUAUGAUAACCAUUAUCUAAGCUGAAUUUAGAUAUAAUGUUAUUUGUACCAUAUCUCUCAUCAUACAUAAAAACAAGAAAAAAAACUCUUUCAGUAUUUACCUUGAAAAAAACCUAUUUAAAUGAGAUGACUUAUCACCAAGUUAUUAACCAUACAGUUAGUCCAUUGUUCCUUUUAACUGGUGUAGUAAAGGUGCAAAGAUAAUUGCCAGGUGGGAUUAUUAUCUGUGUUAUUAUCAAAAUAAUAACGUUGAAUAAACCUAUCGCAACACUUA